Doryrhamphus excisus (bluestripe pipefish) is the source of this 2892-nucleotide messenger RNA. The record is from RefSeq and is a predicted model, not a curated record. NCBI's taxonomy places the organism in Eukaryota, Metazoa, Chordata, Actinopteri, Syngnathiformes, Syngnathidae.
AUGGAGGGUUCGGAGCUAGACAGGGAACUGGAGGUGGAGGACUGGGUCCAGGUGGAGUUUUGCAAGGUGGUCUUGGUGGCUAUGGAACUGGGCCUGGGGGAGCUACUGCUGCUGGUUUUGGUCCAGGAGGUCAAGGAACUGGUGCUGGCGCCAUACCUGGAAAGUCAGGUUAUAGCCCGGGAGCAACAGGAUUUGGUCCUGGUGGUGCAGCAACUGGUCCUGGCGCAACAGGAUUUGGGCCUGGGGGUGCAGGAUUUGGGCCUGGGGGUGCAGGCUUUGGGCCUGGGGGUGCAGGAUCAAGAUUUUGGAGGACGUGGUGUUCUCCCUGGAGUGGCAACUGGAUCUGGACUUGGCCCUCAGGGGGGUGCCGGAGUACUCGGCCAGGGUGGUGUUGGCCAAGGAACUGACAAUGGUCGAGGACAGCAGCUACCAGGGGUUUUUCGUGGGUACCCACUCAUAUCACCAAAGUCUGGGUCAGGGAAGUCGAAAAGUCCAGCCAAAGCUGCAGCUAAAUAUGGUGGAGCUGGAGGCGGUGCACUUGGACAAGGUGGCACUUUGGGAGUUGGCACAAGUGGACUACCUGGAGGAGGACUAGGUCUCCCUGGCUUUGGAGGCGGAGUUGGAACAGCUGGUGGAGCUGGAGCUAUUCCCGGAUUUGGAGGCGGAGCUGGAACAGGAGGUGGACCUGGAGCUGUUCCUGGAUUUGGAGGCGGAGCUGGAACAGGAGGUGGACCUGGAGCUGUUCCUGGAUAUGGGGGUGGAGCUGGAACAGGAGGCGGACCUGGAGCUGUUCCUGGAUAUGGGGGUGGAGCUGGAACGGGUUAUGGUCCUGGAUCGGCCAAAGCACGCAAAUAUGGUCAGCCUGGUGGUGCCGGAACCGGUACAACUGGAGGCCUCGGAGGACCGGGAGGAAGUGCUGGUGUUGGCACAGGAGUUCCAGGAUAUGGUCAAGGUGGCGUUCUCACCGGUCCAGGUGGUGCUGGAUAUGGUCCAGGUGGUGGACCAGGUAAUACUGGAUUCAGACCAGGUGGAGCCGGAGUAGGAUUAGGGGGAACAGGGGCAAUAGGAUCUGGAGGGUAUGAUGCCAGUGCCAAAGCUCGUAAAUACGGCAUGCUAAGUGGAGCACUAGGAAGUCAAGGAAUAAGUACCGGAGGACUUGGACCUGGUGGUGCUGUCACAGGCCUUCGACCAGGAGGUGGAGUUGGACCCGGCAGUGUUGGCACAGGUUAUGGACCAGGGGUAGUGAGACCUGGUGGUGUCGGAACAGGAUUUGGACCAGGAGUUGGACCAGGUUCUGCAGGUAAAAGCUAUGGACCCGGUGGAGUUGGAACUGGUGGUGCUGGUACAGGCUUUGGACCAGGAGGAGUUGGGCCUGGUGGUGCUGGUACAGGCUUUGGACCAGGAGGAGUUGGGCCUGGUGGUGCUGGUACAGGCUUUGGACCAGGAGGAGUUGGGCCUGGUGGUGCUGGUACAGGCUUUGGACCAGGAGGAGUUGGGCCUGGUGCUUCUGCUGCAGGCUUUGGAACAGGUGGAGUCAAGCCUGGUGGUGCAGGCAAAAGCUAUGGACCAGGAGGAGCUGUUGGACCCGGUGGUGCUGGCACAACAUAUGGACCUGGAGGAGCUGUGGGACCUGGUGCUGGUGCAGGUUAUGGACCAGGGGGAGUUAGGCCUGGUGGUGUUGGUACAGGGUUUGGACCAGGAGUUGGUCCUGGUGGUUCAGGUAAAAGUUAUGGACCAGGAGGAGCCAUUGGACCCGGUGGUGCUGGUGCAGGUUUUGGACCCGGUAGAGGAUAUGUGCCAGGCAGUGCAGGAACUGGCUAUGGACCCGGAGGUGGAGUCGGGCCUGGAGGUGCUGGCACUGGAUUUGGUCCAGGAGGAGUAGGACCUGGAGGUACCGGCACUGGAUUUGGACCAGGAGGAGGAGUAAGGCCUGGAGGUGCUGGCACUGGAUUUGGACCAGGAGGAGGAGUAGGGCCUGGAGGUGCUGGCACUGGAUUUGGACCAGGAGCAGGAGUAGGGCCUGGGGGUGCUGGCACUGGAUUUGGACCAGGAGCAGGAGGUUAUGCUGGUGCCAAGGCUCGAAAAUAUGGUCUUCCUGGGGGAGCAGGUGUUGGAACUGGACCAAGUUCUGGCCUUGGAGUGGGAGGAGGUUUCCAAGGACAAGGUCCUGGACAAACAGCUGGAGGAGGCGCUAGUGCGGGACUCGGAGCAGGUGGACUGCCUGGUUCUGGUGUUGGAACUGGAGGAGGAACUGGUGGUUUUGGACAAGGCAGCACAGGCGGUCUUCCUGGUGGCAGUGGAGCUACUGGGUCAGGUCAAGAUGGAAGAUUGGGUGGCCCAGCAGGGGCUGGUGGAACGGGAUAUGGACCUGGGGUUGCACCUGGAGCAGGUUUUGGACCACAAGGAGGAUACGGUGCAGGGACAGGGACUGGAUAUGGACCAGGUUAUGGAGCUGGGUCAAAGGCUGCCAAAUAUGGUCAAGGUGGAGCCGGUGGUGGCGCACUUGGAGGUGGAGCGGCACAAGGUGGCUAUGGAGCUGGAGGUUUUGGAACUGACACAACAGCUCAAGGUUAUGGGACAGCUGGAUCCAAAGCUGACAAAUAUGGUCUAUCUGGUGGAGUGUCACCUGGAGCAGGAACUGGUAUGAGCGGUCCAAUGAAUGGUACCCACAUUUUGAUGAACGGAACCAGCACGGGUGGGGGUGCUCGUACAACAACCAGACCUGGUGGACGUGAUGCUACACGAGGCACACUAGCUCCACUUCCAGAAGGUGGACGUGGUGCUGAAGUGGGAAAGGAUGGAAAAGACAUUGAUGGAGGUGAGGGUGGUCCCGGCAGUGUGAUAGAGGGGUCUGGCAUUGCUGCAGGAGAAGGUGUGUUUAAAAUGGACUAA